Cololabis saira (Pacific saury) is the source of this 3120-nucleotide messenger RNA. It is a transcript of the gene gen1, whose product is annotated as flap endonuclease GEN homolog 1. The transcript is spliced from 13 exons. Gene Ontology annotation, molecular function: four-way junction DNA binding; 5'-flap endonuclease activity. The record is from RefSeq and is a predicted model, not a curated record. Lineage: Eukaryota; Metazoa; Chordata; Actinopteri; Beloniformes; Belonidae. The coding region runs from base 76 to 2778 and encodes 900 amino acids.
GUGUCGAUAGAUGUUGGCAUUUUCAGUGCAUUUCUUAAUGUCUAAUCAUAUCAAAUCGUCCCAUUGUAGUUGAUUAUGGGUGUUAACGAUUUGUGGUCUAUCGUCGCGCCGGUCCGUGAGUCGGUGCCGCUGUAUAGUCUGGGCGGAAAAACGCUGGCGGUGGACCUGAGUUUAUGGGUGUGCGAGGCUCAGCAUGUGCAGGGCAUGAUGGGGAGAGUCACCAAGCCACACCUGAGGAAUUUAUUUUUCCGAGUGUCUUCCCUCAUACAAAUGGGGAUCAAGCUGGUCUUUGUGAUGGAAGGAGAAGCUCCCAAGCUGAAAGCAGAAACAAUGAGCAAGAGGACGCAAUCAAGACACGGGGGAUUUAAAAAAGCCUCCGCUCCCAAGUCUGCCACAAACACCAGCAGGGGGCGCUUUAAUGCUGUGCUUCGAGAGUGUGCAGAGAUGCUGGACUACCUGGGAGUGCCCUGGGUGACGGCUGCAGGCGAAGCUGAGGCCAUGUGUGCUUACCUGGACUCCCAGGGCUUGGUGGACGGCUGCAUCACCAACGAUGGAGAUGCAUUCUUGUAUGGGGCCCGGACGGUGUACAGAAACUUCAAUAUGAACAGUAAGGACCCACAGGUGGACUGUUACCAGACUUCUCGAGUGCAAACAGAGUUGUAUCUGUCCAGAGAAAAUCUUGUUGGUCUCGGCAUCCUCCUUGGAUGUGAUUAUAUUAUAAAGGGCGUACCAGGCGUUGGCAGAGAGCAGGCCCUGAAGCUUAUACAGACACUGCAAGGACAAUCGCUUUUGCAGAGGUUCGUCCAGUGGAAGGAGGAGAAUGCAGAUGUGUUUGAUGUCGCUGUAAAGAAGGUUCGUCACUGCAACAUAUGUCAGCAUCCAGGGUCAGCCAAGGCACAUGAGCGUGGCGGGUGUGUCUUCUGUGACAGUCAAAAAUUCUGUCAACCUCAUUUCUUUGACCAUCAGUGUCCCUGCGACUGGCACCGCAAUGAACAGACCCACCAGGCCUCGUCUCUAGAAGCAAACAUCAGGAGGAAAACCCUUGCAAGUCAACAGUUUCCUUUUACAGAGAUCAUCAGUGAGUUUCUGGUUCCCAAGGACAAACCUGUGUCACAUUUUAAGAAGAGGCAGCCGAACAUGCUGCUGAUGCAGAAUUUUGCCUUAAAAAAGAUGGAGUGGCCAAAACACUACACCAGCGGAAAGGUUUUAGCCCUGAUGACCUAUACUGAGUUGGUGAACAGGAAAUAUGGAAGGGAUGUGUCCUGCCAAAUCAAGCCUCUUCGGAUAUUGAAACCAAGAGUGAGGAAUGCUGUUGCUUGCUUCGAAGUCAUCUGGACAACACCAGAACAUUAUGUAUUUCCAGAAGAUUGCCCUACAGAGGACCAGCGUGAGGUGAGGACUGUGGAGGAAGAGACUAUCUUUCGUUUGGCUUUUCCAGAGAUAGUAGAGAGCUACACGAGAAGCAAAGCUCUGGCUGAAGAAAACAAGAAAAAAAAAAAAAAGAAACCAAAGGGUAAAAAGGAAAAGCCAUGUGAUGUCUCUGAAGAUGUUUCAGAUCUCUUGUCUCAGAUGACCCUUCAGAGCUCCAUUCAGCCACAAACUCUGCCUGCUUCAAAUAAAACAGAAGUACUGAUUUUGGACUCUCCAGACAUCCAUAAACAGAUUAGGAAAGGAAAAGAAGACAACAGAUGUCCAGUUAAUACAGUAUAUUGUGCUGAAUCAGGGGCUUCACCUUCUGUCUCUGUUGUUAUUGACGCUUUACAUCUGAGUGACAUUGAUUGGGAUACUUUGUCCUUCACAUCCUCCCCAACUCCACAAGCAAACCACUCCACAGAGCAAAAGAAGACCACAGACAGAGAUCAAACACAAGGUGAAAACCCAGAGCAGGAAAUCACAAUUGAUGUCAAACAGGCAGACUCCAGAUCAGUUCAAGACCUGAGUUACACGGAGUGUCCUCUGAGGGACAGGGUGCUCAUGAGAAAUACAAACCAAGCUAUGAAUCACAAUGAUGUGGUCUCAAGGCAUCUAAAUUAUGACUUUGCUCGUCCUGAAACCAAUUCACAAGGAAAGCAUGCUCAAAUGUCCAAUAAAGGCAGCAGUGACAGUAAUGUGUCUGGUGGAGUUUUAGCUUUUGACAGAAAGGAACCACUUGCUGACAGGAGCCAGAGUGUAUUCAGUUUACAAAAAAAAGAAACCGAACAGCAAAUUUUAGCAGCUGAAGGUCUAAAACUGAAAUCUAACUGCUCCAAAAAGAAAUAUAAAUUCAUCAGUUCUGCUCUGCCAUCAUCUGGUGCUGCACCAGAAAAGUGCCAUUCUGACCCGGGUCAACGUAACAAAAAGAACCUGAGCGCGCUGCAGACCACCAAGAGAAGUGUGUGCAUGAGUCUGUGUUCAUCCAGCGAAGAGAGUGAUGUGGAAAACCAACAGUCUGGAUGUCAAAGGCCCACAAAAACAAAACUCCAAAACAAAAUCAAGACCUGUAUUUUAGACGUCCCCCUGAAACCACUUUCUGUCCCUAAACCAACCAGUGCAGAACACACUCGGAAGCUUCACAUAACGAGACCAAAAUCACAGAGUCUCGUGGAAAAGGCUGGAAAUACUGCACCUGUGUCAGCUGAAAACAAAUGUCAGGAAAUGCAAACGGCUAAAGAGGAUGAGGAUGUUAUUCUCCAGACUCCAGCGUCACCUGUUGCUGUGUUAGACAGCGACGAUUCAGUGCUUUGUACUGACAGUCCACUGCCACUGGCUGAGAGACUGAGACUGAAAUUUCUAAAGUGAGCUGCAGGUUACGUGGUGAUGGACAAGAACACAUGAAUUCUUGUUUUCUUAGGAAUUCAUGAACGUUCCUUUUGAGAAAUUAGGAACGCACUGUGAUGCAAGCAGAUGUCUUUAUUCACAUCCUGUUUGCUCUGGACAAGUCCAGUAAUCAUUUAAGAUGUUUUUUUUUAUCAGCACCUGUCAAACACUUGAUGGUUCCAGUCCCAAAUAUGAGCUGAGAAUUUUUUUUGUUUGUUUUCUUGUCUUAAAAUGAUAUUGAGUUCAUGUCUUUGGAUUAUUGACUGUAGAUAAAUGUUACCUACUUUCUUUUUUUAUGUUUUAUAAAUAAAAAUAAUAAUGACA